AUGACAUCUGAUUCAGAAGAUGAAUUUGACUCAAUAAAUUGUAAUUCCUGUUGGAAAUGCAUAGCAUGUGCUUUUAAAAUUGUUACCCAACUAUCUUGUCAUUCUGGUAUGUACAACAACUUGUAUCAAGUUUUUAAAUACAUAAUGCUAUUGCCAUCAACUCAAGUCACGUGUGAAAGAGUAUUUUCCAAGCUAAAAGUAAUUAAAACAAAAUUAAGAUCGUCACUCGAUCAGCAGCAUUUAGAACCACUAAUGCUUAUGGCUAUAGAAAAAGAUAUUACUUUAAAUGUAGACAAAAUAAAACUAAUAGAUGACAUAGCAAAAUCGUCAAAAGAAAUGACAAGACUUUUAAUAUAA
Molecule: messenger RNA, 357 nt
Organism: Macrosiphum euphorbiae (potato aphid)
Lineage: Eukaryota; Metazoa; Arthropoda; Insecta; Hemiptera; Aphididae
Source: the annotation of a GenBank genome assembly